AGAUUGUCUUCUGCUAUGCCUCAGGGAAUAACAAAGCACUCUCCACUCAAUGUCCGGUAUCAUCUCCGGGAAGUGCGUGCCUCCACUGCUCUCCUUCGACGUGUACGGAGACCUCCUACUGCAGACAACUUGAUGGUAUCGGAGACAUGAACGCCCGUCCUGGCAAGAGAAGGCUGGGCGACAGCAAUGCCUCUCGCCGCAAAGUACCUCGAGAAGUCGUAGAAAAGCGAUCGAAGGGCAGAUCUCUCGAUGAAGAUGCAGAUCUCCGACGGGAUUCUGAGGUCCGGAAUGCAAUCGUCGAAGUGUGGCAGAUCUCGUUCGGGUACAUUCGGCAAGUGCGACGGCCAACCACGUUGUUCCUGUCUAUGAUGCGCUUCUGCAGCUGCCAAGUCCUACCGAGAGUUGUAACUUUGCACGCCAGGCAUUCGCGAAACAAAAGCCACAGUCUCCUAAGAACACAUUGACGACGGAAAUUCUUCGAGCCGUGCUGAGUCGGGACCUUCGUCGCAAGCAAACGUUGACUUUGACAAUAUUUCU
Messenger RNA from Dissoconium aciculare CBS 342.82, 537 nucleotides. RefSeq lists its product as uncharacterized. NCBI's taxonomy places the organism in Eukaryota, Fungi, Ascomycota, Dothideomycetes, Mycosphaerellales, Dissoconiaceae. The transcript has a single exon. The coding region runs from base 147 to 464 and encodes 105 amino acids. The record is from RefSeq and is a predicted model, not a curated record.